Molecule: messenger RNA, 1287 nt
Organism: Xylaria bambusicola
Lineage: Eukaryota; Fungi; Ascomycota; Sordariomycetes; Xylariales; Xylariaceae
Product: PLP-dependent transferase
Exons: 4
Coding region: 1-1287 (428 amino acids)
Biological process (GO): amino acid metabolic process; biosynthetic process
Molecular function (GO): transaminase activity; pyridoxal phosphate binding
Source: RefSeq, a predicted model, not a curated record
AUGCAUCCGGACUCUCUUCUCGCGGCUGCGGCGAAUGUGGCUGCAAUUUGGCCACGUAUAAGCAAAGCCGUCGAGGCGCGGGAGCAGCAGAGCGCCGAAACUUCUCCGAUAGAUCUGUCGACAUCGGAGAAUUGGCUCAUUCGGGGAGAGCUGAUCAAUCUAUACAAGAAUGCAGUGCAGGACAACCUAUCUAGCCAGCACUUAUCCUAUCCCGAUGGAUUCAAUGGAGACUCCGGGCUCACUCGCGCCUUGGCUGAAUUCUUCAAUUCCUGGUUCUCGCCUGUGAUCCCCGUCGAAGUUCCGCACCUCGCAGUUGCGCCUGGGGCGGCAUUUGCUUUAGAUACACUGCUGUAUAACAUAUGUGAUCCUAGCGAUGGCAUCCUCAUUUCUACGCCCUCAUGGAAUGGUUUUGACUGGUUGAUCGAUGUUCGAUCGAGUGUGAAGCCAAUCUUCAACAGGCUGCAGAGUCUGGAUGACGUCUUUUCUCUUAGAAUACUUGACUCACUGCAGGAGGCCUUUGAUCAGUCCCAAACUCCCAUUAAAGCCUUGUUGUUGACAAACCCUCAUAACCCACUAGGUCAGGCCUAUCCGAAAGACGUGAUCAUCGCCGUACUCAAUUUCUGUAAUGAUAAGCAAAUUCAUUUCAUAUCGGAUGAAAUCUACGCAAUGACUAGGUUUGAAAAUCCAGACCUGCCCCGCCCAGUCUCCUUCACCUCAGCUUUACAACUCGACGUACAGCAAUUGGGGUGUGACCUGUCACGCGUACACACCAUCUGGAGCACCAGUAAAGACCUAGGCUCCAGUGGUCUUCGAGUGGGAUGCUGCAUAACGCAGGGCAAUAAACCGCUAGCCACUGGACUAGCACUGGCGUCUAACACGCAGACAUCCUCCUUGGCCGCCAUUGCAACAGCCAGUCUGUUGUCAUCUCCUGUUCUCCAUGACCUCCUCAGUUCAAACGCUCAGCGUCUUUCAGAAGCAUACACCCGUAUGACGGCUGUUUUGAAGAAACAUAACAUUCAAUACAUACCGGCAAAUCAGACUCCGUUCCUUUUCGCCAAGGUAGCGCCUCGCGCUACAACUUGGGAGCAGGAAGAAGCUUUUGGGGAAGCGUACAAGCAAGCCGGUGUCGCGAUUUCUCUCGGUCGGGCCUAUCACGUACCGGAAGGAGAGAAAGGGUGGGCGCGUUUGAACUUCGCCGUUGAACCUCAGAGUUUGGUUGAAGCGUUGAAUCGCCUGGAUCAAGUACUAGGUAGACGCAGUACUGAGAUGGAAGAGUCCCAAGAAUGA